Molecule: messenger RNA, 3254 nt
Organism: Cottoperca gobio
Lineage: Eukaryota; Metazoa; Chordata; Actinopteri; Perciformes; Bovichtidae
Gene: kras
Product: v-Ki-ras2 Kirsten rat sarcoma viral oncogene homolog
Exons: 5
Coding region: 274-840 (188 amino acids)
Biological process (GO): signal transduction
Cellular component (GO): membrane
Molecular function (GO): GTPase activity; GTP binding
Source: RefSeq, a predicted model, not a curated record
UAAAGUGCGCCCCGGUAUCCGCCCAUAUUCGCUUAAAGGAGGCCAACCUGAGCAGCUAGGCCGGACGCUGGAUCAAAUGGAAAGUUCAAUCGAUUAAUUUGCCCACUUUUUUGCAUGUUACCGCUUGCUUCUUAUACGAGGUAGAACGACUUAAAUGCGGGCGUGUUGGUGUGAAAUAGGAAAUGCAGAGAUCGUGUGAAACGAGAGGAUUAUCAGCUUGACUUGUUUGGUCGCUACUUCGGACGCGGAACUCCACUCGCUAAAAGGUGAAUCAUGACAGAAUAUAAGCUGGUAGUCGUGGGAGCUGGUGGUGUUGGCAAGAGCGCACUUACUAUUCAGCUCAUCCAGAAUCACUUUGUGGAUGAAUAUGACCCCACCAUUGAGGACUCCUACAGAAAGCAGGUAGUGAUCGACGGAGAGACGUGUCUGCUGGACAUCCUGGACACUGCAGGUCAGGAGGAGUACAGCGCCAUGAGGGAUCAGUACAUGAGGACAGGGGAGGGCUUCCUCUGUGUCUUUGCCAUCAACAACACCAAGUCUUUUGAGGACAUUCACCACUAUAGAGAACAGAUUAAGCGGGUGAAGGACUCCGAGGACGUCCCGAUGGUGUUGGUGGGGAACAAGUGUGACCUCCCGUCCCGGACAGUGGACACCAAGCAGGCUCAGGACUUAGCACGCAGUUACGGCAUUCCCUUUAUCGAGACCUCUGCCAAAACCAGACAGGGUGUUGAUGAUGCCUUUUACACAUUAGUGCGAGAAAUCCGGAAGCAUAAGGAGAAGAUGAGCAAGGAGGGCAAAAAGAAGAAAAAGAAGUCCAAGACAAAGUGUACACUUAUGUGAAUAAUUGCCCCUUUUCAAGACAGACAAAAAAAAGAACUAUGUUGAACAGUUAAAGUAAUACAUUUUGUACAUUACACUAAAUUAUUAGCCUCUUUCUCAAUACCCAUCAUUCUGAAUACUAAACCUGACCCUUUUUUCUCCUGCCUUUCUAUUGUUUGCUACUUGGACACCAAUAAGCUUUAUUUUCAGUUUAGUGCCAGUUGCCCACAUGUGUUGGUCCAACAGCCUGUUUGAUUUUAUAGGAUGAUGAUGUUGAUUUGGAUAUUUUUUUUAUAUACCUGCAGAGCUGUGAGCUAAUUACAUCACAAGUCAUGUUUGACAAAUUAUUCUUUACCAACUUAAAGUUGUCCUCCCCCCCCGCUUUGCUUAAAAGGGCAUGACCUUCAAACGUUUUGUAAUGCUCUUUUUAAGUUUGGGAUGCCAAAGAAUUAAUUUUCUUCCUGGUUAUUGUAGACGAAACAGAUUUGAAGAAAAGACCAACAUUCAGCCAGAUGAGAUCCAAAUGUCCCAGCCACUGUAACUUCCCCAUCUUUAAUUACCUCCUAGGUAUGACUUAGUUAUGUCACUGAUAUAAGUAUGCAUGCAACCUCCUACUCUUCUCCGAAUGUUUAACACCCUAAUUGGCUAUUAAUUAAUUUGCAAUUUGUCAAUGCUUUGUACUGUGUGGGGAGUGAUUUCUUGCCUACAUGAGAUGUUUUUUUUCUUAUCUUUUUUUUUGCAUGCGUUAUGUCCUAGACGACAUGGGUAUUGCAAACUGCCUCUUUAUACAUUAAACAUAGCCAGCGAUGAGGAACUCUGAAACAAGUGGACAUCAUACGGUCUUGUUUUGCAGAUUUAUAUAAAGUACUCAUUUACUUGCUUUUUGUGAGCAUUAAAUCAGCCAUUAAUGAUUAAUGACAAAUUCAGAGAUCCAACCUGUUUUGGGAUUACAAAACGGGACUAGCAGCCAGGUUUUGUGUCGGCCAGACUAAUUUUCUUUUGCAGGGAUUCAUGCCUCGUCACAAGCUAAUAUUUAACGGCUUGUUUGACCUUACUGGUCACAUAUUUCCUGCUUUAUUUCUUUACUCUAAGGCUUUACGGCAGGAUGUUUUAUUUUGUAAUUUAUCAAGAAUAAUCAUUUCAUUGCUAUUUGUUACAAAAAAGUUAGUUCUCCUCAACAUCCUCCUGAUCGAGGUGUCUUAUAUAAACGGCAUGAGGACCAGCUGAGCUCAUUAUUCAAUGUUUGUUAGGUUUUAAAUUUGAGGAUUUGUGAUUUUACAGUAGCUGGCCAUAGAUGUGUCAUGCCUUGCAUAUUUUCCUAAGCUGUUGACUCGUUCGCUAGAAAGCAGAAUGAAUCUCUCAAACAGCUUUCAGGAAUAUUUCUCUUGGUGGAGAGUCACAGAGGUUGUUCAAAAUGUUGUCCAAAUUGAUUUUCAGAUUCUUCCUUUUUUGCAAGGCUUUUGAAAUAGUUUUUGGAUUCAUUUCUUAAAGUGUUUAAAUUGUUUGGCAGGCUGCCUUUCAACAGAAAUGAUUGUCCAGCAGAGUAAUUUGUCAUUAUCUCUCACAAAGCUUGUGUGUUGUGGUGGUGUAACUGGAACUGAUGUUUGUAAAUGAGGCAAUAAUUGCCACGACAUUGGUUUUUAGAGAAAUCGUCUGAAUUUAUAAAAAACAAAACAAAAAAGCAACCAAGUCCUAGUUUCUUUCCCAGGUCAACCCUUAAUUUCCUCACAUUAACAAGCUGUUCGCCUGAGGAUUUUUAUUUGCCUUUAUGUUGCCAUUAGGUGCUACAUUUAGACGGUAGAAAGAGCCAAGACAACAUUUACUUUGUCCUGUGUGUGUGUGUGUGUGUGUGUGUGUGUGUGUGCGUGUGUGUGUGGUUGUGUGCUCACGAAAUGCACAAAAUGCAACGUUGUUGACACAGAAAAUCCAGACAUGAUACAUGUUUCAAGAUUAAUGAAUUUUGACCCAGUUUAUUAUUACCUCCUUUUUUCAUGAAGUAGAUAAUAACUAACUGCAAUUUUAAUGAUGAAACCCUCUUGUUAACAAUACUGUUUGAAAAGUAGUUUUACUGAAAUGUUCCUCUUCCCUUUAUUGCGUGCCAACAGCUGAUUUCUGAAAUGUAUCAUUUGUACCUGGAUCAUAUUUUAACAACCUUUGUAUAGUUGUGAUACUGAAAGGUGCAUAUUUUGUAAAUUGUGCUUCAUUUCGUUGGUGUGUCUAAAUGAAUGUUGCUUUAAUGGAGUUUCACUCCGCUCUGUGUAUGUGAUUAGAGAGUGUGACUGGAUCCAGGUCUAGGGAAGUGAAUGAAUGACCACUUUACAACACACCUGUUGUGGACAGUGUAGAGUGGUGAUCUGAUCUCAAAUGAGUCUAUUUUUUGCCAUGAAUCUCACCACUCCUAUUUAAUGUGUAAUAAAGAACAAAGUAAAGAGGAA